AUGGAAAUGGAUAACUGGUCUCAACAAGAACCUCUAAAUGUUGAAAAAGAAGAGGCAAAGACAAACACAACUCCAACCUCACAACCUGAGGAAGAUCCCGACGUCGAGGCUGGUGAUUCUACAGCAGCCACUGAGACAGUCAGUCUGCUGGAAAUUAUAGAUGAGACCACAUCAGCUCCUGUUGCACCUUUAACUACAAAGCCAAGUGCAGAUGAGUCAGAAGUUGAAACUUCUGAUGAUGGGAACAUAUUUGGAGGGAAAAACGGCAGUGUGGAUUCCAUUGUCACGCCUGUGGAACCGGACUCUGGAUCUGGGAUACCUACCUCAGAGCUGGACGAAAAGACUUUUCCGAAGUCUGUUGACGUGCCACAUAAAACACAAAUGCCUACAAAAUCUCCAAAUCUAAUACCUGGGAAAGGAAGGGCCCUGGUUCCUUCUGAAUCUGAGAAUGAAAAACGGGAAAACCACAGUUCAUCAGACUGGCUCGUUGUUACUAUUGUGAUUUUGGCAGUGGUAGCCAUUUUUAUUGUUUGUGUAGUCGCUGCCAAAAGAAAAAGCUGGUGCGGCAGGAAGCAAACCCUGAUGAUCACGGCCAAAGAUGGCGGCGAGGGCAACGGGACGGCCGCCGCAGCUUCCAGCUCCCACAACCAGGACAGAGAGCAAGAAAUGGUGACCCUCAUGAACAAGGAGAACAUCCAGGAGAAUGGCAACACAGAGGAGUUCACGGUCAUCAAACUAGAGGAGUCACCAGACAAAGACCAGCAGGCGUGAGAAGGUCAAGGCUGACAGGACUGGGAAGGGAGUGGUCCGAAGAGAAGACACGGAGCGAAGAAAGAAAGGAAAGAAGACAAGUUGGGAUGGGGAGCCUAAACUGUGGGUGUGUAAACUGCUUUCAGUGAGCAGCAGUGAAUGGACACUGACUAGGAAAGCAUGGAUGUGAUAUUUGGAGCAUUUAUUUGUCUGUUGUCUUUAAAAGAAACCAGACCUUUCAAAAUAAAGUGCAGCAAAUUGUUUGGUGACAAUUUACUUAGGACUAAAACCUGGUCACCAAAGUGUUUUUUCCAGUUUGGUGUGUUCAUGACUUUGUAUGCUUCGUAAAAAAUACAAAGCUUCAUAUAUGAGUUUGAGGUGUGGGAGGGGGAUGAGCUGUUGAGAAAAAAAAAAAGAUCCGUUAUUUGCACAUUUCAUUUGCUGAAUCCUAAAAAAAAAACAUUAAGGCCUGAAUACAAAAUAACAAAUCAGUCACCUUAAAUGCUUUUAUUUUGCUUAAUUAUUUAGAUGGAAAACUAAUCCUCCCUCUCCCCACAAUAUUCCAAUAAUUCAAACGUGAGAACAAUAUGCUGUAUCCUUUUUUUAAGCUUACCAUAGUUGUUUUGUUUUUUUCUUUUAAGAAAACUGAGGUCUUUUAUAUCUUAAUUUAUGUCACGUGGAUUUGGUUUGUGUACA
Messenger RNA from Nematolebias whitei (Rio pearlfish), 1446 nucleotides. RefSeq lists its product as uncharacterized. Bases 1 to 771 code for a protein of 256 amino acids. The record is from RefSeq and is a predicted model, not a curated record. The transcript is spliced from 5 exons. Gene Ontology annotation, cellular component: macrophage migration inhibitory factor receptor complex; plasma membrane; basolateral plasma membrane. Gene Ontology annotation, molecular function: cytokine receptor activity; hyaluronic acid binding. NCBI's taxonomy places the organism in Eukaryota, Metazoa, Chordata, Actinopteri, Cyprinodontiformes, Rivulidae. Gene Ontology annotation, biological process: inflammatory response; cell adhesion; positive regulation of ERK1 and ERK2 cascade.